CCAAUGCUCAAGUGUCAACGAAGCGAACACAACAAAAAAAAUUAGGUACCUAUUCACUACUCUUUGGAAAGUUAAUUUGUGGAGAAAAUAAUUGCAAAAGUCAGAUAAAAAAGCGAUAAAUAAACUUUUCUACAUCACUUUACUGUACACAAUGGCUUCUGAAGUAGUUCUGAAAAAUGUAGACAACGCUUGUGAAACAGCGGAAGAAUUUACAAGAGUGUUUUAUAAACAAGUGGACAACAGCAGACACCUAACUUCAAAAUUGUAUCUUGACACUGGGCUAUUGGUUUGGAAUGGAAACGGUAUUCACGGGAAUGAAAAAAUCCAAAAGUUUUUAAUGGAUUUACCUGCCAGCAACCAUGUGUUGAAGACUUUAGAUGCUCAACAUAUAAAAGAUAAUUUGGUAUCCAGCAAACUAACAUACCUCAUACAGGCCUGUGGAGAUGUUACUUACAACAAUGAUCAAGUGAAAACACCAUUCCAACAGACAUUCCUUGUUGUAGCAAUUGAAGGUAAAUGGAAAAUAGCAUCAGACUGUUUUAGGUUACAAGUGCCAUACAACAACUAAAAACUCUUUAAACUAAGAAUAAAUCGACAGCU
Molecule: messenger RNA, 600 nt
Organism: Maniola jurtina (meadow brown)
Lineage: Eukaryota; Metazoa; Arthropoda; Insecta; Lepidoptera; Nymphalidae
Gene: Nxt1
Product: NTF2-related export protein
Exons: 2
Coding region: 152-568 (138 amino acids)
Biological process (GO): protein import into nucleus
Cellular component (GO): nuclear pore central transport channel
Source: RefSeq, a predicted model, not a curated record